Molecule: messenger RNA, 3854 nt
Organism: Gadus chalcogrammus (walleye pollock)
Lineage: Eukaryota; Metazoa; Chordata; Actinopteri; Gadiformes; Gadidae
Product: E3 SUMO-protein ligase ZBED1-like
Exons: 2
Coding region: 878-2323 (481 amino acids)
Molecular function (GO): DNA binding; protein dimerization activity
Source: RefSeq, a predicted model, not a curated record
GCCAUCUUGAAUGGGUCAACCCGCUGCCUAGUGCAUUACACCUGAUGGAAAAUUCAUGCAAACGUGUAGCAAAUUUGAGCGGUGAUGGCUCAGUGGAUGACACUAAAAACAUCAUAUUUGAUAUUCCAUGUUUGAUUUUAAGUGGUAGGCAGAUUUUUUUCCUCUGUUAUACAAGAAACACACUUUUUAACACAUGACAUUUAACUUGCCACUGAUUAUAUCUACUAUCAGAAAUGUUUCUGCUGGACUCAGAUUAACAUUUUAUUUCUCAAAAAGUAAAUAUCUUAUCCAUUUAGCUUAUAACUCUCAAACCACUCUAACACUGCAUCACUCUGGACUAGAACCAGCAACCCUCCAGACUGAGAUACAACUGGAACUAUUGAUUGAAUUUAUUUCAGACAUUCAAAUACAAAUUAACAUGUGAAAAAUACAAAACAAAAAGAAAAGCACAAAUAUUGAAUAAAUUAACUUCCUGUGUUUCUCAUCUUUUUAUAUAUCUAUCUAUAUACAAUUUUCUUUAUGACACUAUAUUUGAUAUUUACAAUCCAUACUAGGGGUGUAAAAAAAAAACGAUACGUAUCGAUAUCCGUUUUUAGCUUGUAAGAUACGACUACAUCGAUGCGUGAAGUCCCGCAUCGGUUUUAAAAUGACACGAAUCGGUUGGUGCCCCGAUUUAAAAGCUAUGAACCGAUUCACAAGUGUUUUUCUCUACGUUAAGUUGCUAUCCGAAACCCUCACUCACUGACUUGGUGCAUUUGAGCUCAGUCACAACAAUGACAGCCUGUCAUUGGCCAAAGCCCGCAUACUAUAAGCCUAUCAGGCGUGCCGCUAUCCCUUUGAAUAACGCAACGUAUGUUGACAUUAAGUCUGUAGUGAAAUGAUGUCUGACCACAGCGAACCCAUUUUCAAUGCGCCAUCGACCCUCCGAUCAAAAGUUUGGAAGACAUUUGGCUUCUUCAAAAAAGAAGGUAAACUUGAUAAAAGUGAAGCCGUAUGUAAAAUAUGUAGGGCAGCAAUUAAGUACACUGGCAGUACUACAAAUCUCAGCACACACAUCUCGAGACGCCAUGCCAGUGAUGUUGAACUUGAUGCCAGCACUGCAUCGACCAGCAGCAGCACCAGCAGCACUAUAACUCAGUUUCUCACUCAAUCACAACUGAGUUACAAUUCAGCGAGGGCUAAGUCAAUAACGAUGCGUGUGGCUCGUUUCAUCGCCAUGGACCUAAGGCCAUACAGCGUCGUUGAAAAUGACGGAUUUCGCGAACUGCUUAGAGAAUUAGAGCCGAGGUACAAGAUACCAAGCAGACAGCAUUUCAGCGAAACGUGCAUACCCGAGCUGUACAAAAAAACUAAAACUGACCUUAAGGCUAAGCUCUCAAGUGCAGAACGAGUGGCAAUAACUACCGAUGCCUGGACAUCACGUGCAACGGAUUCAUACAUUACGAUAACCGUGCAUUAUGUUAAUCUGGAUUGGGAGUUGGCAAGCUAUGUUUUACAGACGAGAGUCUUCAAUGAGUCACACACGGGGAAAAACAUCGGGGCUUUAUUGAAAGAGGCAUGUCUUGAGUGGAACAUAGAGGAUAAAGACCCAGCACUGGUGACCGACAACGCGAGAAACAUGGUUGUGGCGGGAGUAGAGGCCGAGAUGUCCCCUCACCUUUUUUGCUUUGCGCACACAUUAAAUCUGGCUGCCCAGAAGGCCUUGCAUGUGACCACUGCUACGAAGGUGCUUGGGAAAGUGAGGAGGGUGGUUGGAUUUUUCCACCGUAACAUAGCGGGUGCUGAACUACUGCGACAAAAACAACAGCAAAUGGCAUUGCCCUCCCACAAGCUCAUCAAUGACGUUACUACCCGGUGGAACAGUUCCCACGACAUGCUCGAACGUUUUUUGGAGCAACAAUCGGCAGUUUUUGCCACACUCAUGUCAAGGGAGCUCAGAAAAGGAGAAGAUGUAAGCGCUCUUACUGAAGGAGACCUCUGCAAUGCUGAGGACAUGGUGAAAGUGAUGGCACCUGUCAAAGUUAUCACCACAGUUAUGUGCGAAGAUGAGCAGCCCACAAUUUCGUUGAUUGCCCCCUUCAAAGCAAAACUAAAGAAUCACUUUGAGGCCACUACUGAGGACACAGGGCUCAUUAAGGAUAUGAAGAAGGUGUUCCUCGAAGAUUUUGUUAAGCGGUACACAAACAUUGAAGACCUGUUGUGUACUGCAUCAGCUUUGGAUCCACGCUUCAAAACCCUGCCUUUCCUCAGUGACCGUGAGACCGAGAGGAUCUUCUUGUCCAUUACAGAUGAAGCUACAAACCUGCAUGAUAAGGUAAGCUAAAGCUACCCCUCCCCUUUACAAAUUAACUGUCUAAAUACACAAUAUUUUUUGCAUUAUUGUUAUAGUAUUGUCUAUUCUUUCCUCUCGUCAUAUUGUUGAGUGUCAGUCAAUGAUGGGCUACUGCAUUGAACUAGACAACUAGUUAAUCCAAAAUGUUUGUUUUCUGUGAUGAUAAACAUCUACCUAGUCAGUGGUUACUCAUCAAUAAUCAUCCCUGUUAUUUUGUACUAUUACUACUAGAAAGUAGAGGAGAGCCAUCCCAGUCCGAGUGAUAUUCAAGAGCCAGAUCAGAGAGACCCAACAUCCGUCCAGUCCAGCCCAGUCCAGGUCCAUGAAGAACCAAGAGGUGAUUGUCCUCCUUGUAAAAAGAGGAAAAGUACAGCACUGGACCAGCUGUUUGGAGAAACAUAUGUGGUAAGACCAUCAAGAAGCUCCAGGGAGAAGGUCAGCGAGGAAAUCCUGAGGUACAGAGAGAGAAACCUUUUGCCCCUGAAUGGCAAUCCACUGGAGUGGUGGAGAGCACAGGUCGACUUACCAUUGUUGUCAGAUAUUGCAAAAAGAUACCUCUGCAUACCAGCUACAAGUGUAGCAUCAGAAAGAGUUUUCAGUACCGCAGGAGAUAUUGUUUCCUCUCAACGCAGUGUACUUAGGGGUGACCAUGCCGAUCAAUUGAUUUUUCUCAAGAAGAAUCUUAAAAAACUCGAGCACAAAUGAAUUAUUAGGAGGUAGCUAAAGGAUAUCAGCAUACACUAAAUGUCCUACAAGAAUUGUAUUAGUUCUACUUAUAUAUAUUUUUUUUCUCCUUAUGCUGUGUUUGGCAGCAAUUUGUGCCAUUACAUUAAAGUAAUAAUCUAGGCCAGGAUGGCGGUUUUGGUUUAAACAAAAUUAGAUAUUUCCUAUUGCUGCUUCUUACAGUUCACAGCUUUACUUCGUGUUUGCAGUGAUAUUUCCUAUUUUCUUACAGUUCGCAGCUCUAUUUGUGUUCUCAGUGAAAGGUUGCACAUGUAUUAAUUGGUAUAAUGAUACCUUAUCUUGAGUCUGUAUGAUUUGCAGAGGCACUUAAUUUGCAGAAGCAUUUAUUCUAAAUAUGAGAAAAGGCCAAGGUCUAGCUCUGUUUUAUUUUAUUUUUGUAUUGUCAUCCAUCAACAAGGGACUUCUUUGGGUAUAGAAAAUAUAUUUUAUUUUACUAUUUUAUUUAAUAUUUAAAUAUAAUUUUUUUGUAUUUCCUUAUGGUGUAUUUAUUUGGCUGCAAUGUGUGCCAUUACUGAAAUGUAUUUUUUUUUUGUAUAUGUGAGACAAACUACAUACAGACUAAUUUCACAAUAAAAUGUUUGUUCAUAUUCAUUGAACAAAUGAAAAGAACUCUUUCAGAAUAUUUUCAAUUAUUGAACUGCAUCGAAUCGCAUCGCAUCGCAUCGCAUCGAAUCGCACUGAAUCGUUUUUUAACAACAUGCAUCUUUUCUUAUAUCGUAUCGUGACCAUGUAUCGAGAUACGAAUCGGAUCGUUUUUUUCAUGAGAGAUUUACACCCC